Molecule: messenger RNA, 1480 nt
Organism: Pan troglodytes (chimpanzee)
Lineage: Eukaryota; Metazoa; Chordata; Mammalia; Primates; Hominidae
Product: collagen alpha-1(XXVII) chain
Exons: 6
Coding region: 1-798 (265 amino acids)
Source: RefSeq, a predicted model, not a curated record
AUGCCGCAGGGGGAGGGUUCUCACGCCGCACGGGGCGGAGUCCUGGGACUCGGGGCGGGACGUGGAACCGGGACGGGUGGGACCUCCGAGCUGGUGCCAGUGGAAGGCGGAGCCCGGCGGCGGGGGGCGGAGCUAGGAGGGUCGGGGGACGGAGCCUGGCUCUUGAAGGAGGAGCUGGAGGAGGUGAAAGGCGGAGCCUCGGGGUCGGAAGCAGAGGGGGACGGAGCGCAGGCGCUGGGGGCGGGGCUUCAGCCGGUGAGUGGCGUGGCUACGGCUCCGGAAAAGGGGUCUAGUUCUGUCGAAGGCGGGGCUGCAGGCCCGGGGGCGGCACCGCGUCCUCCGAAGGGCGGUGCCAAGGAGCCAAGUGAGGAGCCCGGCCCGAGUAAUGGCCCCGGGCGUCCUCGCGGGGGUGGUCUCCGUGGUGGCCGGGCUUGGGGACGCCGUAGGCCGAGAACUCCACCGGGAGAGGUGGUGUGGGUGGAGCGGGCUCGGCGGCCAGCAGACACAGGGCCAGUCUGGGUGCCCCGGAGACCCCCAAGGGCUCAGAGUUGGGGCGGCGCCCCGGGCGGAAGCACAGGGCCAGGCUGGGGGGUAUCUCCCGAGGACCCGGGCUCCUCGGAGCCACCCAGUGGGGAUGUGUGGGUGCCUCGGGGCCGGCCCCCUGCAGCGGCCGCAGAGGUGUUGGUGUGCUGGACCGGGGGCAGCUGGGUGUGGCGUGAGUGGGGCCGCCCAGUCGGGGCAACUGCAGUGCAGCCAGAUAGGGUCUGGACUUUGCGUAAAGGGACAGGCGGGAACUGAAGAGCGGAGGUGGGGACUGGGAGGGAGGGAAGGUAUGGGGGUGAGCAAAGGGGCGGGUCCCUGGCUGCUGUGGCCUCCCCUGACCCCCUCCCCCCGCUGCUGGGGUCCUCGGCCAAGCCCCCUUCUCACUGGACUGUCGGUCGGUCGGGGUCUGUGCCCACAGAGACAUGAGGCUGAGCUGGGUCCGGGUCCUGACAGUACUGUCCAUCUGCCUGAGCGCCGUGGCCACGGCCACGGGGGCCGAGGGCAAAAGGAAGCUGCAGAUCGGGGUCAAGAAGCGGGUGGACCACUGUCCCAUCAAAUCGCGCAAAGGGGAUGUCCUGCACAUGCACUACACGGGGAAGCUGGAAGAUGGGACAGAGUUUGACAGCAGCCUGCCCCAGAACCAGCCCUUUGUCUUCUCCCUUGGCACAGGCCAGGUCAUCAAGGGCUGGGACCAGGGGCUGCUGGGGAUGUGUGAGGGGGAAAAGCGCAAGCUGGUGAUCCCAUCCGAGCUAGGGUAUGGAGAGCGGGGAGCUCCCCCAAAGAUUCCAGGCGGUGCAACCCUGGUGUUCGAGGUGGAGCUGCUCAAAAUCGAGCGACGAACUGAGCUGUAACCAGACUGGGGAGGGGCAGGGGGAGAGGCCCCCAUCAGGGACCAGACUGUUCCAAAAAACAAACAAAAAAACACUUAAAAGCCCAA